Molecule: messenger RNA, 1206 nt
Organism: Penicillium olsonii
Lineage: Eukaryota; Fungi; Ascomycota; Eurotiomycetes; Eurotiales; Aspergillaceae
Source: the annotation of a GenBank genome assembly
AUGUCUUACUACGAACCUCAGGGAUGGCAAGCACCCGCUGCGCGCCAGGUCUCCUGGGAACAACCCGCACCACCCUCCCGAUCAGGCUCGAGUUCGGUCUCCCAGCGCGAGGACAUCCCGGCCUUUUCUUCCCAGUUUGACGGUAUGGACACACUCGACGAAUGCCCAAUUGCUCUCGGAUCGCAGUGGGACGAGGACGAUUGGGGACCCCUUUUGGACCGGAGGCUAAUUUUCUCGAUAGAGGUCGAUCGUGCGAUCGACAAUCUCGUCAAGAGCGGGAAGCUUUGGAAUGCUCCUCGGCGGGAUUCGAUGCCCAUGAUGAUGGGCCGGCCCUACCCCGACUACGACCCUCGUAUGGGUGGUGGCCCUCAGCGACACCAUUCGAUCAGCGAGUUCGAUGGCAACCGAAUGCCCCCGUCGGGCAACGCUCAGGGUUUCUAUGCCUCCCAACGGUACCAGGGUCGUCCCAACGAGGUGGAACAAAUGAUGCAGGCGAAGCGUCGGAUGGCAGCACAGCGUGAGAGGGAACUCCGCAACUAUCACCAGGAGCAACAGUACAACCGAAGCCUCCUCGCCGAAAUGUCCGCUUCCAAGUCCGAUCGCUCCACCAGCCCAGCGGCUGUGAGCGAGGACAGCCGCCGCGACCUCCUCGCCCGCCAACACCGCGCUCUGUACGGCAACGAAAGCCCCGCCUUCUUCCCCCCAGGCGCCCUGGACGAGCCCUCCCGCCCAGCCAGCCAAGCCGCCAGCACCCCCGGAGUCCGCGGUUCCUCCCCACGAGGCGUCGACCCCUUCGGUCUAGCCGGGAGCACAGAAGCCCAAACCCCGUCCCGGGCAAACAGCACUUCCUCCCCCAGCUCCGCCAUCAACGCCGGCUUCGAGCAGCCCGUCACCUCCCCCUCCCCGGCCACCGACUCCUCCCGCCAGCCCUCCGGCUCCGUCGGCCCAAUCGGUUCCCGCGUCCAGCAAACGCCCCCCAACCCCGCGCUCAACAAGCGCUCCAUCACACCCCUUCCCUCCCCAUUGGGUCUGGGGUUCACGCCCGCUGACCCUGCUCCCGAGCGCACCUCGUCUGCUGGCCCUGCUCCCGCUGUUCCUGCGCCUGGUCCCAAGGACCCGGCUGGCGUUGGACUAGGCUGGAGUAACGGCAGUGGCGUGUGGGGCUCGAAGAGCGGACUCGGCGUUCAGGCUUCUGUUUGGGGUUAA